CGGCUGAAAGAAAAAGACAGAAAAAAAAAAAAAGAGAUAAAAGCUAAAUAGGUUAGGUUACAACUUACAAGUUACAAAUGUUACAAUUGUCAUUUGUCGCCUGCUUUUAUUAUACACACAAAAUAAUAAAUAAAAACAAGAUGAUACUGAGACCAUCAUUGUUUAAAACGAUUCAAAAUGUUGGAUUGUUAAAAACAAAUUACAGCACAAAGCCAAAAGAACUUGUUUUUUUUAUGAAUGACAUGGUUGUUGCCUGGCAUCCACCACGUAAAUUUCCUUAUGAAUUUACAAAACCAUUGCCAAAAGUUGAAGCUCAACCAGAUGGUGUUUUAAAAGUUGAUACAAAUAAUGCACAUAAAGCAUUUAAAAGUGAACCACCAAGAGCAAUUAUUGCUGAUGAACUUGCUGCUUUGACAUAUACAACAAAACAUAUUUGGUUCCCAAGAGCUAGAGACAAGAAAAAUAAAAAAACACCACCAAACAGACCUUAUUUGUAAAUGAAAUAAUAAUAAUAAUAAUAAUAAUAAAUAAACUGUUGUUGUAAGCAU
Messenger RNA from Aphidius gifuensis, 548 nucleotides. It is a transcript of the gene mRpL42, whose product is annotated as 39S ribosomal protein L42, mitochondrial. NCBI's taxonomy places the organism in Eukaryota, Metazoa, Arthropoda, Insecta, Hymenoptera, Braconidae. Bases 78 to 497 code for a protein of 139 amino acids. The transcript is spliced from 2 exons. Gene Ontology annotation, cellular component: mitochondrial large ribosomal subunit. The record is from RefSeq and is a predicted model, not a curated record.